AUGCCUCAAAAGCUGACCGUCGCGGUGGCGCAGACCCGGACUCUUUCAUCCCUCGGAGCUACACUUGCCGCUCUAAAAAGCAUUACCGAGCAUGCCGCAUCUCGAGGAGUGAAGCUCUUGCUCUUCCCCGAGGCUUAUCUGGGAGGAUAUCCUCGAACUUGCGAUUUUGGCACCGCAUUUGGUGCGCGGGCUCCUCACGGCCGGGAGCAAUUUCUCCAAUAUUUCAAGGCCGCCGUGGACCUCGGCGAUACCCCCGCCGGAGCAGGCGAUGACUGGGUCGAGCGCAAGCUCCCUGUAGCCAAGGGAUCUGACCGCCGUGGAGAUGGGACACGAGAGUUCCUCGAACAGGUCUCUAGAGAGACCGGUGUCUUCAUUGCAACUGGAUUGAUCGAAAAGUCCGGUGGUACUUUGUACUGCUCUGCUGUGUUUGUGGAUCCGACCUCUGGAGUCAUCGGGAAAAGGCGAAAGGUUAUGCCUACCGGCUCCGAACGUCUUGUCUGGGGUCAAGGCUCAGCCUCCAGCCUGAAGGCCGUUACUACCGAGCUUAACGGUGUCAAGCUGACUCUCGGCCUCGCAAUUUGCUGGGAAAACUUCAUGCCUUUGCUUCGUCAGAGCCUCUAUUCGCAGAAUGUGAAUAUUUAUCUUGCGCCGACAGCUGACAGCCGUGACACAUGGUUGCCGCUCAUGCGAACCAUUGGAGGCGAGGGCCGUACGUUUGUCCUUUCCGCCAACCAGUGUGUGCGAUACAAUGAGCUUCCUUCUUGGAUAACCGACCAUGCGAAGCCCGAAGAUAAAGCCGACGGAGAGAGAUAUAUUUGUCGCGGCGGAUCUUGCAUCGUCGGACCACUCGGUGAAGUUAUUGCCGACCCGACUUGGGAGACUUGCGUUGAUGACAAGCUCCAAUCGGCGGACUCAAGCAAUGUUUCCAGCAAGGAUGGCCUACUGAUCCAUGAAAUCGACCUUGAAGAUUGCGAGCGUGGCAGACUCGACAUGGAUGUUGCCGGUAGCUAUUCUAGAAAUGAUGCGUUUAAGCUGACUGUGGAAGGACUGGAUCUGAACCCGCCACCAUUUUGA
Penicillium waksmanii is the source of this 1074-nucleotide messenger RNA. Its product is annotated as carbon-nitrogen hydrolase family protein. NCBI's taxonomy places the organism in Eukaryota, Fungi, Ascomycota, Eurotiomycetes, Eurotiales, Aspergillaceae. Gene Ontology annotation, molecular function: catalytic activity. The transcript has 3 exons. The coding region runs from base 1 to 1074 and encodes 357 amino acids. The record is from RefSeq and is a predicted model, not a curated record.